AUGCAGACAGGCUGGGUUGAUCUCAGCCGUGUCAGGACGGUGGACGUGCCCUGGAGCAGCGAGGGCUGGCAGGGAAACCUCCUCCUGCUUCAGGAGCUGAAGGGCAACAUCAGAGUCCACUGUCGGAUCCGCCCUCUGCUGCCCUUCGAUGACAAGGCUCAGGAGCCGGUCUCACAGAACAGGCUCCCACACCUGGCCAGCCGGCGGUGCCCUCCACCAGGGACGCCAGAUGACGCACUGCUCUCAAGCCGAGAGGCAGCUCCCAGCGUCCUGCGGAGGCUACUGGUGAAGUUCCUGCUGAGGUCACUCACGGCCCAUCACGGGAAGGAGCAGUACCCCCGAACAGGAGGCCACGUGCUGCACAGUGGGGACCCCCGAUAUCUGCAUGACAUCCCGGAAAGUGUGGGCUCACUCUUCCUGCUGCGGCGGGGCCAGGGCGUGACUGAGGACCCCGGCCUUGGAGAGAAAGGUGUCCAAGGCUUAGAAACCGCCCCACAGCGGCCAGUAGUUUACGGCCCAGCAGAAUCUCAGAGAGCAGUGUUUGAGGAUGUGUGUCCCCUUCUUACGAGCUUCUUGGAUGGGUACAAUGUCUGCAUCAUGGCUUACGGGCAGACAGGAAGCGGGAAGAGCUUCACCAUGCUGGGCCCGCAUUGCCAGGAGGAGCCGGCCUUGCCUUCGGAACCCCGCGGCGACACGGGCAUCAUCCCCAGGGCGGCUGCAGAGCUCUUCAGGCUUAUUUCAGAAGAUGCGUCAAGGAGCCCAGAGGUGGAUGUUUCCAUAGUGGAAGUUUACAACAAUGACAUUUUUGACCUUCUGGCCAACGACAGCUGUCGAGUGGCAUCUGGGGUGAAGCGACAGGUGCUGCCCACCCAGCAAGGAAGGAAGGCGGUCUGCGGGCUGACCUACCAGUCGGUCCGCAGUGCCGCGCAGUUCCUGACGCUCGUGGGCGGGGGUCUGCAGCUGCGGGCGAAGCAGCCCACCGCGGUGCAUGCCGAGUCCUCGCGAUCUCACCUGGUGAUAACCGUGACCCUGGCCACAGCCACCUCCCCCCGCGGACGCAGCGGGCGGCCGUCCUCGCCGGGUCAGUGCCCGCGGUAGAAAUGCGCGUCGGGUGGGAGGAGCCCGCCUGCUGCAGGCUCUGAGCACGCCCAGAGCCCGGGGAGGGUCUGCAGGAGCCGGGGGGCCCAGGCUGAGAACGAGGGGGCAGGAUACAGACUGCGCGUCUUCCCGGGAAACGCGACACGUUCAUCACGAACGACACUCUGACUGUGUGUGACCUGGGUUUAACAAGGCACACAGUAGUGUAGAGGCGCGCGCCGGUAUAGAGGCACGCGCCCGUAUAGAGGCGCACGCCCCGGUAUAGAGGCGCACGCCCCGGUAUAG
Messenger RNA from Capra hircus (goat), 1383 nucleotides. RefSeq names its product kinesin family member 25 (gene KIF25). Gene Ontology annotation, molecular function: microtubule motor activity; ATP binding; microtubule binding. Gene Ontology annotation, biological process: microtubule-based movement. The transcript has 8 exons. The coding region runs from base 1 to 1098 and encodes 365 amino acids. NCBI's taxonomy places the organism in Eukaryota, Metazoa, Chordata, Mammalia, Artiodactyla, Bovidae. The record is from RefSeq and is a predicted model, not a curated record.